Messenger RNA from Ostrea edulis (European flat oyster), 2363 nucleotides. RefSeq lists its product as uncharacterized. The transcript has 6 exons. Gene Ontology annotation, biological process: copper ion transmembrane transport. Gene Ontology annotation, cellular component: membrane. NCBI's taxonomy places the organism in Eukaryota, Metazoa, Mollusca, Bivalvia, Ostreida, Ostreidae. The record is from RefSeq and is a predicted model, not a curated record. The coding region runs from base 175 to 708 and encodes 177 amino acids. Gene Ontology annotation, molecular function: copper ion transmembrane transporter activity.
UCAUAAGGCAUGAGAUACAUAAAUUUGAUAUUUUGUACAUCAUACAAACAUCAAAAUGAAUGAAAUGAAGAUGUGGGCUAGUAUGUUUUGUUGUGGGCUCCCACAUGGCUCCUGGAAAUUUAAUUAAGUUUCAACCCUGUGGAAGUGAAAAGAUGCAGGCAUUUUCAUCUUUCUAUGUGCACACGGCAUUACUUUGAAUUCAAUACCAAUAUUGAACACCUACUCCUGAAGACCAUAAAUGUUACAAACAUUCCGGGUACCAUAGCCGCAUCAGCUGUGUUCUUCUUAGGAACAUUUCUCCUGGAAGGAACAAAAAGUUUAAUGUUUUACUGGACUGUCAGAUUACAACAAAAUCCUCUAACAUAUGGACAGACAGAUGCCAAAAAUCAGGACUUAUCCCCCCUGUUUGCUUCACUCAUGAUUCCUUCUAGUCUCGAGAAGAUUAAACAGAGAAGAUUGAAGUACCAUGUUUGUGGAAUGUUGACUCAUUUUUUCAAUGCCUUCUUGGGGUAUAUCAUUAUGUUGGCUGUUAUGCAAUACAACUGGUGGAUUUUUAUUGCUGUUUUAUUAGGAAGUGGUUGUGGGUACUUUCUUUUUGGAGCAGUAACGUAUUCCAUCAGAGAAAAGUAUGCCAACUUGAGGGUUUUCAGAGAUACGGAUUCUAGUCACAUCAAUUCUACAUACGAGCAGGAACCUCCAUCCACAUGAGUUUACAAAAAAUGGAAGUAACAAAUCUGUAUCAUUUGUGCAGUUCCAAAGUAUGAUUGUUUUGUGGUUGUUAUAUGAUAUUUGAAUGGUCAGAUAUAAAGUCAUGUAUUUUAUAUAAACAAUCAUGAAUGUGCCUUUUAAAGGAAGUGAUAUUAAAAUACAAGGAAUGUGAUGUGUGCAAUACAUUAAAAUACAUGUACAUGUAUAGUUUUUUUUCAGGGUUUUUUUUUUGCAUAUUGUUUAGGACAUUAUAUUUUAGUUUGAUUGUCCAUUGUUGCUUUAAGCUUUUGCUAUUGUUUUUAUAUUUAAAAAAAAUAUAACUAAAAAAAAUGAGCAAUUUCAGCUCACAUUCUAAAAACAUUGUAUUGUAUACAUGUAUUUUUAAUGUUCAAGUUAUGUGAAUCUUUUUGCUUCCUGUACUUUAUUUGUGACAUCAGAAUCAUAGUUCAUGGAAAAACACUCUUUGUGCCCUUAAUGUACAGUUUUUGACAUGUUUACCAUCACCUAGAUUUGGGGGGGGGGGGGGGGGGGGGCAAAUUCAGUAGAAAUCAUACACUUCUUUAUUGAUUUUGAUGACCAUUUGUCCUUUCUGACAUAUUUUUACUGUAUACAUCGAAAUGUUUGCUCCCAUUUUUAUUUUUACCCCUUUCACUGUCAUUAUGAAUAAGACUUCAAAAAUUCAUAUUAUUUAUUAUAUACCCAUCAAUGUAUCGUUCGUUGAUACUGUGGAUUUCACAGCGUGUGAUCCGGUUUUCCGGAUCACCACACUGUGGUUUUCUGAUUCCGUAUCAGUAUCCUCUGAAACUGAUGCCGUCACAAUCACGUCACAAUGCAUCAACGCAACGUUAUUUGUGGAAAAUAUUGACCACGUCACAAAACAAAACUACGUACACAAAACAUAAUUUCAUGGUAUGUCUGUUUUUGAUAAUUUGGAUUACAUUUAUCAUCUUAUAAAUGUGGAUUUAAAAUGCAGAAGGGGGUAUAUAAUAAAUUUAUCAUUACUACAGUAACUUGAUCCGAAGAGUUGGAUCACGUCUCGUUGACAGGCGCGGAUCAUCAGAUCAAACUCGACGCUUCGCGUCUCGUGUGAUCUGAUGAUCCGCGCCUGUCAACUCGACAUGAUCCGACUCUUCGGAUCAAGUUACUGUAGUAAUAAUAUAUAUAUAUCAUUCAAUUAUUUGAUUAUCUCUCUUUUAACACAAAUGGGGGAAAAACAGGGUGAAACCAUCUGCAAGUGGAAAAGGGAAAUAUAAAAAAAAAAAUGUGUGAAAAUAGCCCUGUAUACAGUAUCUACUGCACUUCUGUGUCCCGGACAGAUUUCUCUGUAUACAGUAUCUACUGCACUUCUGUGUACUGGGCAGAUUUCUCUGCUCAGGAUUUGAAUGCUAGAAUAUUUUACUAAAAUCAAAACAUGAAGGGAAGGGUAUAUAUCUUAGCUAGCUUUGUGUAUUCAAUUCAUGGAUAUAUGGCAGAUAAAUGUGCCCUGUUAAUACUGUUUUUUGAAAGGGUCCGGUGAGAGAUUUAACAGCUUUGAUAUAUCAAUUUAAUAACCAUGGUUGUUUCAUUUCAAUAAUGUUUACUAUGUAAUGCAAAUUAUAUGUCAUGUGCCAAUACAUACUGAUCAUAUUAAAGGUGCUGAGGUCAAAAGACAGAAA